This is a messenger RNA of Musa acuminata AAA Group (dessert banana), 2156 nucleotides long. Its product is annotated as protein REDUCED WALL ACETYLATION 1. Gene Ontology annotation, molecular function: acetyltransferase activity. The transcript is spliced from 16 exons. NCBI's taxonomy places the organism in Eukaryota, Viridiplantae, Streptophyta, Magnoliopsida, Zingiberales, Musaceae. Gene Ontology annotation, cellular component: Golgi apparatus. The coding region runs from base 225 to 1865 and encodes 546 amino acids. Gene Ontology annotation, biological process: xyloglucan metabolic process; xylan biosynthetic process; plant-type secondary cell wall biogenesis. The record is from RefSeq and is a predicted model, not a curated record.
UCGAACUCAAUUUAUUUCCGGGUUGCUGUCUUUGGGUGACCGCCGCUCACCCAACCUCGCAUUUACGCGCUCGAUCAAUCCCUCUUGCGUUAAUUUCUUGGUUGUGGCUGUAAUGAGAUGAGUUUGGGGAUCAGAUCUGGUGCUCUCCUCUGAUCGAUCCAUCGAAUGCUCCUCGAUCUUGGGCUCUUCUCCUUGUAGAUCUGCUGUUUACUCUUCCAUCGUCGAUGGAGAUCUCUGGCCCUGUAACUGCGGGGCAGGUGUCAUUUAUGCUUGGAAUUAUUCCACUUUUGGCAGCAUGGGUGUAUUCAGAAUUCUUGCAGUACAGGAAAAAUUCAGCACCCUUGAAAGCCGGCAGAAACUCGGACGUCAAUUUGGUUGUAUUGGAUAAGGAAGCAAACAAAGAAGAUGAUCAAGCUGUGUUAUUAGAGAGUGGUCUUCAAGCAGCAUCUCCAAAAGCUUACCAUUUGUCUACCACAUCACACUUUUUAAGGUUCUUUCUGAUGGACGAAGCAUUCUUGCUAGAGAAUCGAUUGAUAUUGAGGGCUAUAUCAGAAUUUGGUGCUUAUUUGCUCUAUUUUUAUGUAUGUGAUCGUACUAAUCUAUUUGGGGAGUCAAAAAAGAAUUACAGCCGUGAUCUCUUUCUUUUUCUCUACUUUCUUCUUAUUGUUGUGGCCUCAAUGACAUCUUUCAAAGUCCACCAAGACAAGUCGCCAUUUUCAGGAAAAUCUAUAUUGUAUCUGAAUAGGCAUCAGACUGAAGAAUGGAAAGGAUGGAUGCAGGUAUUAUUUUUAAUGUACCACUACUUUAAUGCAAAGGAAAUAUACAACGCAAUUCGUGUUUUCAUUGCUGCAUAUGUGUGGAUGACUGGAUUUGGAAAUUUUUCUUACUAUUAUGUUCGGAAAGAUUUCAGUCUUGCUCGAUUUGCUCAGAUGAUGUGGCGCCUUAAUUUUUUUGUGGCAUUUUGCUGCAUUGUCCUUAAUAACGACUACAUGCUGUAUUAUAUCUGCCCCAUGCACACUCUUUUCACCCUUAUGGUCUAUGGUGCACUUGGAAUUUUGAACAAAUAUAAUGAGCUUGGUGCUGUGAUUGCCAUAAAAGUUGUUGCCUGCUUUUUGGUUGUUAUUCUGAUCUGGGAGGUUCCUGGGGUUUUUGAUAUUGUUUGGAGUCCAUUCACCUUCCUGCUCGGUUACAGCGAUCCUGAUCCUUCGAAACCAAAAUUCCCUCGUCUGCACGAAUGGCACUUCCGGUCAGGACUUGAUCGGUAUAUCUGGAUUGUUGGAAUGAUAUAUGCAUACUAUCACCCAACUGUUGAGAGGUGGAUGGAAAAGCUUGAAGAAGCUGAAACAAGGAAGAGAAUAUCAAUCAAGACAUCUAUUGUUACAGUUUCACUAGUGGCUGGAUACUUAUGGUAUGAGUAUAUUUACAAGCUGGACAGGGUUACCUACAACAAGUAUCAUCCAUAUACAUCAUGGAUCCCGAUAACUGUUUAUAUCUCCUUGAGAAACUUUACCCAACCAUUUCGGAGCUGCUCUCUUACCCUUUUUGCGUGGCUUGGCAAAAUAACCUUGGAGACUUACAUAUCUCAGAUCCAUAUCUGGCUAAGAUCAGGAGUUCCUGAUGGACAACCGCGAUGGCUGCUGUCACUCGUUCCUGAUUAUCCAAUGUUGAAUUUCAUGCUCACUACCGCGAUAUAUGUUGCGGUUUCACAUCGACUCUUUGAGUUGACAAACACAUUGAAGAUGGCAUUUGUGCCGAGCAGAGACGAUAAGCGCCUCGCUCACAACGUGAUUGCUGGAAUUGCAGUCUCAGUUAUCUUGUACUCAGUGUCAUUUGUACUCGUCAGUGUUCCAAAAAUGCUGGUAUGACGUGAUACACUGUGUCAAUACUUCAAAUAAUAUUGGGAAAUAUAGCAGCUAUGCAAUCUGUGUAUUGCUAAAAUUUAAAGAGCUUUGGCAAAUACACCUGGCGUGCAUACGAGACAAAGCUUGUGGCGAUAACGUCUAUUUGGAAGAUGAAGCACCAGCAAUCAGGCUGCAGAUUUCUAUAUAAAAGUUAAGCUGUUGUGAUGUGUAUUUUUGUAGUUUCUGUUCCACUACAUCCCCCAAGUUGACACAGAUGCUUCAUAGCAAUUAUUUUGCUCUUUCUUAGUGUUUCUA